AUGGAGAGUAUUGCCGACUUGAAAGACCACUUCGACCGGGAGGAGCAGUCAAAGCUCGCAGAAAGCCCACCAGGAGAUGAUUGCUUCGAUAGCCCAAGCUCAUUAUCGCAAUGUCGGGAGCGGCAGCGCCCCUUGCUUUUGUAUGGGUGUAGACCUGUAGCAUCGAGAGCAGAGAUACUAUCCGCACUGCCGCCAAAGAAUGCAGUGGACCGUUAUAUAUCGCGGUAUUUCAACCGUCUUGACCUUGUCUCUUCAUCGUCUGUCCAUGGCCCAACGUUUCUGAAAGAGUACGAAGACUUCUGGCGCAGUCCGGACGAAGCAUCACCAAUGUGGAUUGGCCUUCUGUUCAGCAUGAUAUGCUUAGCUGUCAUUGCAUCAGAUCCACCUCCCGAUAUAUCUGAACAUUACCAUCAACAGUUGCAAAUCGCCCUGUAUCGUGAAAAACUGGUUCAAUGCCUGCUGAUGGGAGAGUACACUCAAGGUGGCGACUAUGCGCUGGAGACCUUCAUGAACUACGUCUACGUCGAGUUUAGGAUACAUGAUGACGCCCAAAAAGAUAUUUGGUUCUUGCUUGGCCUCGAGGUCAACUUAGCCAAACGCAUGGGAUACCAUAGAGAUCCUAAACACUUUCCUGAAAUAACUCCGCUAAAGGCAGAGAUGAGGCGCCGGGUAUGGGCAACUGUGCUACUAGGAGACAUCUUGAUCUCCGGUCAGAUGGGAAUGCCCCGCAUGGUACGAGAUGGCGAGUUCGAUACAGCCGAGCCACGAAAUUUGAACGAUGAAGACCUGAAUGGAGAAAUGACAAGUCUACCACUACCGAGGCCAGAGACGGAGCAUACAACAGCACUUGGGAUCAUUGCUCGAAGGAGACUUCUGAUCGCUCUAGGGACCAUCUCUGAUCUUACGGCAUCCCUGACCACAUGCAGUUACGCGGACAUGAUGCGAGUUGACGGGAACUUAGAGCAGGCAUACACCAGCAUUCCUCCACCACUCCACAUGAAGUCAAUGGCAUCCAGCGUCACCGACUCUCCCCAAGUAAUCAUGGCUCGACUAUUUCUCCGUCACAUGUUUUGCAAGGGAAAAAUCAUGCUGCAUCGCCGAUUUCUCUUCGCAAAGUCGACUAUAGAGCGUGAAGGCAUGUACUCAUAUUCGAAGACAGCCUGUCUUGAUGCGGCUCUCGGAAUGUUGCAAAUCCAACAAACUCUGAACGAAGAAACCUGUCCCGGCGGCCAGCUUUUCAUGAUGCACUGGCGGGUAGGCUCGAUCAUGAAUCAUCACUUCUUGACAGCCACCAUGGUCCUCUGCUCUUUGGUCCACCAGAGAACAACUCUGAGCCGAGAGGACGAGAUCGUGUCCGCGUUGAGGACUGCUCGUGGCAUAUGGAUAAGGAAAGCCGAGGACUCGGUUGAGGCGAAGAAGGCGUCGCAAGCAGUCAGUAUCGUUCUGGCAAGAGCUGGAGGUUCGAGGUUUGAUGCUACCCUCAUAGCUGAUCGGCCUAGCCAAGUAAGGUCCGACUCUAUCACAGUUUCGAAAGAUGUGGUUGGGGAAGGCCUUGUGGGAGAUCAUGCCAUGUUUGAUGAGCAAAUGCUCUUGGUAGAGGCUUUCAUGUCAGGUGAAAGCGACAGAGGUAAAUACUGA
Colletotrichum acutatum is the source of this 1638-nucleotide messenger RNA. RefSeq names its product fungal-specific transcription factor. The transcript is spliced from 3 exons. Gene Ontology annotation, biological process: DNA-templated transcription. Gene Ontology annotation, molecular function: zinc ion binding; DNA binding. The record is from RefSeq and is a predicted model, not a curated record. The coding region runs from base 1 to 1638 and encodes 545 amino acids. NCBI's taxonomy places the organism in Eukaryota, Fungi, Ascomycota, Sordariomycetes, Glomerellales, Glomerellaceae.